UUCAAACUUCGCUAAUUGUGAUCGUUUCUAUGCAUUUAGCUUUACAUCAUACUGUCCAAGCUCUUGAACACAGGUUAUGGAAUAUAAUCCCUGGAGCCUUCUGUGCAAUUAGCCUAACAUCAUACUGUCCUUGCUGGCGGACACAGGUCAUGAACAUGCAUCGUUGGUCUAAGUUAACAAGUUUCCGAAAGAUCGCGUUAAUGUAAAUGGCUUCCAUUUGAAAAAGGCGCUAACAUCUUGACAAUCAUUUGUGACCAGCAACAUAUAUUACAUAAACUGAGACAUAUCACUUACAUAGGAACAACAGCAGUUACGAUGUAGUGUGGAAAGCGCAUACUUCAUAUUUUAUAUACUGUUAAUCCACGGUCGUGGAGGCAUCUGAAUGCAAUGGCAAACUUGACUCCAAAACUCAGUGGUGCAGGAAUAAGAACUCUCGUUGAAGAAACACCAUCAUGCACACCAGUCCCACAAGCAUCAUCUACAGUAGCCCACAGGAAUUCUGAUUGUAUGCCAGCAGUUAUACAUGAGGAUUUGAAAACAGUGUAUCAAGCCAUUCAGUUGAAAGGUGCCAUAGAUGGAUUAGAAUCAUUUUCAAACAAAUUCAGAAAUGCAAAAUCACAAUUUUGUGAGCAGAAUAAGGCUUCAGUAACCAAGAGCAUUGGCACUAUGCCUCCAACUGAAAGAUGUAGAGGAGCUGGUGCAGUUGUGAGUGACAGUGAUGCUGAUUCCUCUCUUGGUAUUCUGAAAGAAGAUGAAAUGCCAGAUUUAUCAGAGGAUGAAGUAGACAGCAAAGGGAAACUGCCUUCAACUCAUGACAGUCAUACUAAGAAGAAAACUGUUGUUACUGCAGAACUGUCAGAUCUGGCGGUAGAUAUGAGACUUCGACUGCAAAAAGAACUUGCAUGGAGGGCAAUUAAUAGAGUUUCUGUUUCAUCAUACCAGUCAGUAGCUGGCAGUUUAAAAGAACCUGAAGGUGCAGAUCUGGGAAAUGAGUUAUUUCAAAAUGUUGUGCCGUCAGUAGAUAUUUCUCAAUCUGUAUCUGAAAGUAUGAAAAUGGCUACACUUUUGAGUGGUUCCCUGAACCUAUCAAAGCUUCACAGUGAACGUGGUCAUACUACAGAAAUAAUUGAGGACAAAAUAGGUGAUAAAAUAGAUGGUUUAAAUCAGUCUCUUAACCUCUCUGGAUCAUCAUGUUCAGAAACACUUCAUAAUCCAUUUGAUCACUUAAAAUUAGACAGUGAAUUGGCUGGGAAGAUGGCAGCAAUGAUGUUAGAAUUAUCUUCUGAAGAUUUCAUGCCCGGGGAAAGAUGUGAAGAGAAGCUUGCAGCAGAUGAAAGUGCUUGGAAGAAGGAAAAUAUCCCACCAGCUGUUGGACCUACAUCUGCAGCCAUAUCAAAUAUAGACUUCUCAGGUAUUGUAGGUAAUGCUGAAAUCUCUCUCCAGUCAGUGGAUGUUUCUCACUGUGGACAUCCAAAAAAGAGGGUCUCUGUUGGUGAAUUUUUUCGCCUUAAAUCAGAACAGCUUGAUGGACUAGUAGCAAAGUCUAACAUUAAUACAAAUUUUGGAAUUCAAGCCAAGAGGCCAGAUAAAGGUCACACACUUAUGCCAUUGAUAGAAGGUGAACUGGAUGACAGUGUGCCUCAGGAAGUCUCUAGCAAUAAUCAAGACUGUACAAAAGAAACAGAGGAAAUAUGCAAAUCUCUUUCCUAUUCUGAUAGAAGAAAAUCUUCAUUAAAUUCAUCAGGACGCAGUAUUGACCAACGAGACACAUUAAGUCUCUCUUGUAUUGCCGAUAUUCUGGCAAAGGUUGAUACAUGUGGAUCACCACGUACAGUUGUUUCAAAUAUUCUAAAGCAUAGUGGCCUCUGCAGUUCAAAACGAUCCUUUCCAGUCAAAACUGCAAGUGCUCCACAGCCUUUAUGUAGUAGCUCUAUUUCAGAUGGUGAUAGAAAAUUGAAAGAUACUUCUGUAGUUAGUAAUGCUAAUGUGUAUUCUGGUUCCAAGAAAGAACAUGUCUCUAGUUUAUCUCAUUCUAAAUGUGAUACAAGUUCCAUUAGUGAUAUCAAUACAGUUGACCAUUCUAGGAAAGGUGUACCAGUACUUAAUGUACAGAAAACUGUGUCGCAUACCGAGAUAAAUGUCUCAGACUGUAGUGAUGAGAAGGGAAAACUAUCAUACUCAAAUCAUACAAGCUUAUCUUAUGAUGGAGAUGACUCUGCAGUGAGUAACGAGAGUAGCGAUGCCUGGGUAUUUUCAGUCCCAAAUGCCAGUGUAGGGGUUGGUGCCUUACUUUGUUCUUCAAGCUUAAAAAGAGGUAAAAAGAAUGAGAGUGCUCUGACUUUGGAUAAGGAAGAUAAGAAUUAUGAUCAGACAUUCACACUUGAAGAUAAUAUUUCAGCUGGAGAUUUGAAUAUCCAUGAAUUUAACACUUUGGUGGAGAAUAAACAGUUGGGCAGAUCUAUAGGAUGUUUAACUCAAGACCUUGGUUGCUUUCCUGAGAAGUCUGUUGAAUGCUCUGAUGUGGUGUCACCAUUGGAAAAGAAGUAUCCUGAACUACAGUCACACCUGUCUGAGGUCAGCAUGAAAAAUGCACAGAGUGGGGAUAAACUUGAAUGCGAUUUGUCCAUUCAUUCUGUUGAAGGAGGAACAUCUUUACAGUCAGUAAUGUAAAAGUGGUGCCUCUGUGUGAAGGGAAACUGAAAAUUUCACUUAAAAUCCACUUGAGUGAUGUGGUGACAAAGGCAAUGCAAUCAACUACCUGUGAUGUCUUUGUAAUAGGAGAAGAGCCUCAGAUUAUGAUAACAAAGGCUGACAAUUCUGACAUGAGUGUGGACUUUGGUGUGUUGCCAGAGGAAUGUGCAAAGGAAAUAAGCUUGAAAUUCCAUAACCGUGGUGCUGCAAGUAUUCCUCUUAAACUUGUUACUGUUCAUCAGGCCCAAGACAGGCUUUCCACUUUUGUUUUAUUGGACCCUGAAAAGCAAAAGAAUAAGAACAUGGCUGAAAGUGAAGUUUCAAGGGAACUGACAUUCACUUUAAAGACUGGGGAUGAAAUAAAUGUGACAGUCAUGUUUGCUGCUCCACCAAUGAGGCUUCUAACAAAAGCAGCACAGAAAGGAUUUGUGAAGCUGUCUGGAGUACUGUCUCUGAAGCUUAUUGGUAUCAUACAAAUUGAAUUGGAGAGUUUCAAAUUAAUUGGUAGCGUUGGUACAACAAAGUUGGGAAUCUUUCGUCCAGCGAUACCUAUGCAGCUUGCCAUCAAAGGACCUGGAAAGACUGACACAUGUCAUUUACCAAUCAGGAAUCACGGUCUUGUUCCUCUGACUCUUGACCUGCAAUUAUUGCCAUCUGACACUGAGCCCAUAUCAAUGACUGUUGAGCCUGGGAAGGUUGAGUUACAGCCAGGGGAGCAGGUAGAACCCAUCAUCAGGUUUACUUCAUCCAGACCACUCAAAGAACCUGUGCAAAGGAUGCUUCAGAUAACAAUGCAACCACAUGGACCUGUGUAUUUUGUAGAAGUGACAGGAGUAAUGACUGCAACUGGCAGUCAGGAAAUUAGAAAACCAAAAUUUCAGCCUGAACAAGUUGUAGCUACAACCAAAGACUCGCUGUAUAAAAGUGAAUCUGAUAAGCAUCUUGGAAAGGCACUGUCUUACCAGUCAUCCAAAGGCUGUUCAAGUGUGAAAUCUGUAUGCAGUAGUGGACAGUCUAAGUGUAGUUGUGAAUGGCAUUCCAUAAAAUCACAGAAGAGCAACAGCGGUGGUUCCACAGCUGGAGAAAAACUGAAUGUUAGAACAACCCAUCGUCAAUUAGUGUGGGGCAGUGUGGCUGUUGGCAAGAGUGUCACUAAGUCAUUUGCCAUCCGCAGUGAAGACUGUUCCAAAUUGGCUGUCUAUGUUUAUGUUGAAGACAAACUCCAUUCUUAUGAGUUAAUUGACAGUGAUGGGCUUGUGAUGGGAGAGAAGUGUAUUACACUCCUUCCAAAGAAGAGCCAUUCUUUUCGUGUCAACUUCAAGCCUCGGGAAAUAGGAGCAGUAUGUGGCAAACUGGUAUUCAUCAUACAAGGCAUACACCUAAUAAUUCCAAUGUAUAGCUUUGGAGGUCAUGCCCGAUUGAUAGCCAAGGGUGUACCCAGAGAUGGUGCAGGUCGUAUGUGGCUUAUGUUACACCAAGAUCCUCAUAAAACAGUCUGGGAAACAAGCUUCUCUCUACAGAAUUUUGGUGAUUUGAAGGCUUUUAUAAAAAUUAAACCUAUUUCUAAAGGAUUCCAGAAUAUGAGUACAGUAAGUCUUAUUGUCGAGCCAUCAGAACUUGUGAUGCUUGAAGGAACAUCUGCUAAGAUCAAAGUGACAUACAAACCACAGAAACAGGAUCUAAAGUUGUUAUUAAACAACAGUAUGAAGGAUGUUAUAGAAGUUGCAGCUUUGAGUCUUGUAUCUGGAGAUGAAGCUACCCGUCACAGACUAAGGAGAAUUCAUGAGAAGAAUUUGGACCUGGCUAAGAGAGGGGUGAAUGGUGAGCAUGCAACACACAAUAUUCAGCUUGACUUGCAACCUCUCUGUGCACAGUUUCUAGGUGAGGAUGAUCAUGGGACUCCUGAUGUAAUGUCACUAAAGGACCCUCAGGACAGUGCACUGGAGUUGUAUAAUGCUGGUGUGAAUCAUCAGGAGAUUAUACUGUUACUAGAGAAUGCUACUGAUGGCCAUAGUGUUGAUGCUAGCCAAGCAUUCCAGUCGAUGUAUCAAUAUGUUGUCAAUCUUUCAACUACAAGGCAAGAAGACCUUGAUGAGUCCCCUGGAUCAUGUGAAUGGAAUAUUCACCCAUCUACUUUGACAUUGCAACCACCACAUCUGAAUAGUGUGCCUGUGCACCUGUGGACAUAUGGUGUACACAAACAGCAUUUUGAAGUAGUUGUUGUAGAACAUCCUCCAGGUUUUAUUCUGAAUGUCAGCCCAAAUGCUGGAAUCAUUCCCACAUCUGAUAGUGUGGAGCUUACCAUAACGUGCACUGAAAUUUUCAUGCCACAGACUACUAACCUGAACUUUUGGAAAGGAGUUGUAAAGAUUUAUAUCGAGAAUGACUUCAAGGUAUUGAACAUCUGCAUUCAGUAUCCUCCAACCCAUAAAAAGGAAGUACCGAGCAAGCAAUUGGUACCUAGAGAUAGUUAUAAUGUUGGCCAUCAUGCACAUAGUUCAGUGCAUGUAGCAUCACAUUCUAGAACAUCUAUUUUAAGUACACCCGCAUUAAGGAAGAAAAGGUUGACCAAUGACCAACUAAGUAACAAUGUUCAUGCUGGGACUGGUCCAAAAGAUCUUUCUUGUCAUAAAAGUAGUCGUGCACAUUAGCUCAGUCACCCAUGAAAUUCUGAAAAGCCACAUCAAGUGCAGAGUUCUGUCAACAUCUGCAAGUAAUGAAGAGACAACUACUCUGGAAAUAUGAAAUAAAUCUAAAGAUCUGUGACAAAGGUGUAUUAUUAAACUGACAUAUAUGUUGGAUAUUUUCAGCCAUCUGAUUUUUGGCUAAAGAAACACUGUUUCACAAACUGCCUCUACUUUUGUCAUUGGAUAGAAGUAUGAAACUACUCUGUUAGCUCCAUUAGAUGAAGCUCAACUCUUAUCACUGCACCAGGGAUAUUGAUUAGCUGCAUUUAAUAGACUCAGCAGAGUGGGUUUGAUAAUGGAACCACAGCCGGUUUCCAAAACAUUGUAAUCUGUAACCAAACAUGAGGCAAUGGUAAAUGUCCAGUAUAUAUGCUGGUUUAUGCUGGAAAUAGUUGUUAAUUAGGAAGUACCAUCACCAUAUAAAUGUCUUACAUGUGGAAUAGCAGACACUGCCUUUGGUCUUUAUGUCAUUCUCAUAUUCCUAGAAAAAUUUAAUCUGUUUGUUGAGGAAUAUGGAAAAUAAUUUUAGCUUUAGUAUCUUUAAUAUUUUUAUUGUAAUAUGUGCAUUAAUUUAAUUGGUUGUUAAUAACCCUCAAAAGAAUAAAUGUGAAUUUUGUAAAUAAUUUAUUGGUGAUUUUGAAUUAUAAAAUAAUGGAAUAUGGUGUUUUAUUAUUACUUAAAGUCAUGGUCAUUAUUACUUAUAUUAUUUAACAUAUGCUGUUUGUAUUGUAACCAGUUUCUGAGGAAGCACAGCUUCUGUACUAUAAA
Cryptotermes secundus is the source of this 6146-nucleotide messenger RNA. RefSeq lists its product as uncharacterized. NCBI's taxonomy places the organism in Eukaryota, Metazoa, Arthropoda, Insecta, Blattodea, Kalotermitidae. The record is from RefSeq and is a predicted model, not a curated record.